AUGGAACAAUGCAUUAGGAGUAAACAAGGUAUGUAUCUUUUUUGGUUGCUUUGUCUUCCUGGAGCAUUAUGUAUUUCAAUCUAUUAUUCUACACUGGAAGAAACCAAAAGUGGUUCUAUAGUGGCUAAUGUGCUGAAGGAUUUGAAACUGGAAGUAGAGGAAUUCAUUGAUCGCAGAGCCCAUCUCAUUUCUCAAAGCACUAAGCAGUAUUUCUCCCUGGAUCUUCAUACUGGGGAUAUAUUGAUAAAUGAUAAAGUAGACCGAGAUGUUUUGUGUGGCCAGACAGAUGCUUGCAUACUUACCUCUCAAAUUGUGCUUGACAACCCUUUGGAAUCAUAUAAUAUGGAAAUAGAAAUAGAAGACAUAAACGACAAUGCUCCCAAGUUCUCUAAAAAUGAAUUUGAGAUAGAAAUUCCUGAGAAUGUUCCUACAAAUAUGGUAAUUCCCUUGGAAUCUGCAGAUGAUGAGGACCUAGGAGAAAACAGCAUCCAAAACUAUACACUCAGCGCCAAUGAAUAUUUUUGGCUUCAUGUGCAAAGGAACAAAGACGGAAUUAACAACGUGGAUCUUGUUCUAAAGAGAUCACUAGACAGAGAAAAGGUGCCACAUCUCAAUAUCACCCUAAUGGCUGUUGAUGGUGGGGUACCACAGAAAACAGGCACUGUUCAAAUUAAUAUUGAUGUUCUGGACAAUAAUGAUAACCCUCCUCAAUUUUCCCAAUCUGAAUAUAAGGUAAAAAUAAAGGAAAACCUUCCUACGGGCACUGCAGUGGCUAAAGUGGAAGCUACGGAUCUUGAUGUGGGUUCAAAUGCACAAGUCACCUACUCAUUCCACAGAACGCCUGAAAAAAUAAAGAGUUUGUUCCUUUUAAAUGAAAGGACUGGAGAAAUCACUGUUAAGGGACAGACUGAUUAUGAAAAAGAAAGAAGUUAUAGCAUAAAUAUCAGAGCAAUAGAUGGAGGAGGACUUUCAGGACGCACCAAGAUAAUAAUAGAGGUUGAAGAUGUCAAUGACAACCCCCCAGAAGUGUCCAUCAUAUCUCUGACCAGCAUCUUAAAGGAGGAUUCCCCAUUGGAGAAGGUGGUGGCCCUCUUCAGUGUUAGAGACCAAGACUCUGGAGACAACAGCAAAACGGUCUGCUCUGUGGACAUGAAUCUCCCUUUUGUGCUCAAAGGCACCACAAACAACUUUUAUCAGCUUGUGCUCCAAAGUCCUCUAGACAGAGAGACGGUCACUGAGUACAACAUCACCAUCACAGCCAUUGACUGUGGCUCUCCUAGGCUCACUUCAACAAGACUGAUUAAUGUUCAGAUCUCCGAUGUCAAUGAUAACCCUCCUCUUUUUGAAAAGUCUUCAUAUGACAUGCAGAUCCGGGAGAAUCAUAUUCCAGGUUUGCUCAUCGGCUCAGUCCACGCUGUGGAUCUGGACACGAAGCAGAAUGCAAAAGUGACUUACUCAGUUCUGCCUGGGAAGGGUGGUGGCCUUUUGCCCACUCUCAUUUCAAUCAACUCUGAAACUGGAAACCUGUAUGCCCUCCGAUCCCUGGACUAUGAGCAGAUAAGAGGCUUCAGAGUUACUGUGAGGGCCUCUGAUGAUGGUUCUCCUUCCCUGAGCUCAGAAGUGAUUGUCCGCAUCCACAUCAUAGAUGAAAAUGACAAUGCUCCCUUCUUCUUGUAUCCCCUCCAGAACAACACAUCCCCAUGCAAUGAGCUGCUUCCCAAGUCAGCCGAGGCCGGCUAUCUGGUCACCAAGGUGGUUGCAGUGGAUGCAGAUUCUGGCCAAAACUCUUGGCUUUCCUAUGAAUUGCUGAAGGCCACGGACCCAGCCCUUUUCAGCAUAGGAGCGCAGAAUGGGGAAGUGAAAACCAGGAGAGCCCUGAAUGAGCGAGACACAAACAAGCAGAGGCUGGUGAUUCUGGUCAGAGACAACGGUCUUCCUCCCCAGACCAGCACGGCGUUGCUUAAUGUCCUUCUUGUGGAUGGCUUUUCGGAUCCCUUCCUGAGGAGGGUGGAGGUCAGUGUGCAAGAACCGGAAGAAGAUAAAACCUUGACCAAGUAUCUGGUGAUCUGCUUGGCUGCUGUCUCCUUUGUGUUCCUGGUCUGUAUUGUUGUGUUUAUUGUGGUCAAAAUCCUCAAGAAGGACCCCCAAAGCCAUUUUAGUGCAGCUGUUCCUCACUUCCCACCUGCCAGUGCUGAUGCCCCAGAGAACUGUGCAGAUUCACAGAAUGGGUCACUUUCCAGGACUUACCGUUAUGAUGUUUGUUUGACCGGUGGAUCCUUAAGUAGCGAGUUCCGAUUUCUCAGGCCCCUCUUUCCUGUCUUUUCGGUGGGAGACGUAAACGUCCCAGGGAACCACAAGUCCUCUUCUUCCACCCAAUAUAUCCCUAAGCAGGAUGCAGAUGAGCGCUUAAAUGAACAGAGCUCUAUGCUCACUUUGUUCCUGUUUAACUUUUACCUGAGAUCACUGGACAACGUCAUUAAGCCUGGUGCCAAAGCCGAUGAAGACUAUGAGACACGAGGUGCAGGAAUGAUUUCCCUUUAUUGA
Molecule: messenger RNA, 2544 nt
Organism: Crotalus tigris (Tiger rattlesnake)
Lineage: Eukaryota; Metazoa; Chordata; Lepidosauria; Squamata; Viperidae
Product: protocadherin beta-16-like
Exons: 3
Coding region: 1-2544 (847 amino acids)
Biological process (GO): homophilic cell-cell adhesion
Cellular component (GO): plasma membrane
Molecular function (GO): calcium ion binding
Source: RefSeq, a predicted model, not a curated record